UUAGCUUUUAUAUUCAAAGCAUUGAUGUUGAAAGUUGAGUAACCAAAACAAUGGCGCAAAUGAUCGGGGCAGACGAGAUUGAAUCACUGAGAAUCGAGCUGGCCGAGAUCGGACGAAGCUUAAGAUCGUCGCUUCAGCGUCGAAACAGUUCCAGUUUCAGAAGCAUUAAUUCGGCCAACGACGACGGCGACGAUGUUGCCGAAGCAGAACGAAUAGCUCUGCAGUGGACGGCCAUUGAGAAACUUCCGACGUUUGAGAGGCUGAGGUCGUCUCUAUUCGAUACGGAAAAUAAUGGUAACCGUAACAAUGAUGAUGGCGAUGAUGAAGCGAAAAGGGUGGUUGAUGUUACCACGCUUGGAGCUCAAGAACGACAUCGUUUCAUUGAGAAACUUAUCAAACACAUUGAGAGCGAUAAUCUCCGUCUCUUGAGAAAAAUCAGAACUAGGACUGACAAGGUUGGUGUGAAGUUGCCCACUGUAGAGGUGAGGUAUAAAAACCUGAGAGUAGAAGCAGAAUGUGAAGUGGUUCAUGGAAAGCCAUUACCAACUCUGUGGAAUUCUCUUAAGAGCUUGAUGUUUUCUGGGUUUGCAAAGAUGCCAGGUUUGCGGUCAGGUAAAGCAAAGAUAAGCAUAUUUAAUGAUGUUAGUGGCGUCAUAAAGCCUGGAAGGUUAACUCUUCUGCUUGGUCCCCCGGGAUGUGGGAAGACAUCUUUGCUAAAGGCUCUAUCAGGGAAUUUACAAUCAUCCCUCAAGUUAACAGGGGAGCUUUCUUACAAUGGAUACAAACUAGAGGAGUUUAUCCCCCAGAAAACGGCUGCUUAUAUAAGUCAAUUUGAUCAGCACAUCCCUGAUAUGACUGUAAGGGAAACACUGGACUUCUCAGCCCGUUGUCAGGGUGUUGGAAGCCGAGCUGAGAUUAUGAUGGAGGUCAGUAGAAGAGAGAAAGAGGCAGGGAUUGUACCAGAUCCUGACAUUGAUACUUACAUGAAGGCCAUUGCUGUUAAGGGACUAAAACGAACUCUCCAAACAGACUACAUACUGAAGAUCCUUGGGCUCGAUAUCUGUGCUGACACUUGGGUUGGAGAUGCCCUGAGAAGAGGCAUCUCUGGUGGUCAAAAGAAAAGAUUGACAACAGGGGAGAUGAUUGUUGGUCCAACAAAAGCUUUAUUCAUGGAUGAGAUAACAAAUGGCUUAGACAGUUCCACUGCAUUUCAGAUUGUUGCUUGUCUUCAGCAGUUGGUGCACAUCACAGAAAGUACAGUACUUGUUUCACUCCUUCAGCCUGCACCAGAAACAUACGAACUCUUUGAUGACCUCAUUUUAAUAUCAGAAGGGAAAGUUGUGUACCAUGGUCCUCAUGAUCAUGUUCUUGAAUUUUUUGAGGAUUGUGGAUUUAGGUGUCCAGAAAGGAAAGGAGUAGCUGAUUUUGUCCAAGAGGUAAUCUCUAAGAAAGAUCAAGAGCAGUACUGGCACUCCACUGAGAAAGCUUUCCGCUAUGUAUCAGUGGAUGAUUUCUCCAAUAAAUUUAAGGCAUCUCGUUUUGGGAAGAAGCUAAAUGAGGAACUCUCACAGCCUCAUGAUAAGUCUCAAGGCCACGAGAAUGCUCUUUCAUUCAGUGUGUAUUCCCUCUCUAAAUGGGAGCUUCUUAGAGCUUGCGCAUCAAGGGAAUAUCUUCUCAUGAAGAGAAAUUCUUUUAUUUACAUAUUUAAAACCACCCAGCUCAUCAUCAUUGCUUUCAUCACGAUGACUGUGUUCUUGAGGACUAGAAUGGAAGUUGAUGUUGUUCAUGCUAAUUACUAUAUGGGUUCUUUGUUCUAUGCUCUAAUCAUACUUCUUGUUAAUGGAAUUCCUGAGAUGGCCAUGACCAUUCUAAGGCUUGAGAUUUUCUACAAACAGAAGGAAUUGCGUUUUUACCCAGCUUGGGCCUAUGCAAUUCCAGCAUCUCUAUUGAAGAUCCCUCUUUCACUUUUGGAAUCUUUUGUUUGGACUAGUCUUACUUAUUAUGUGAUUGGAUACAGUCCCGAGGUCCACAGGUUCUUCCGACAAUUUUUUAUGUUUUUUUCUGUUCACUUGGCAUCACUGUCCAUGUUCCGUUUCUUAGCAUCAUUCUUUCAGACUAUGGUUGCUACAAUGACAGCUGGUAGUUUCACAAUAUUGUUUGUGUUACUCUUUGGCGGAUUCGUUAUCACAAAACCUGCAAUGCCGGUUUGGUUGAAGUGGGGUUUCUGGGUUUCGCCCAUGACAUAUGGAGAAAUAGGCCUAACUGUAAAUGAAUUUCUUUCACCACGAUGGAAAAAGAUGUAUUUAUCUACAAAUACUACAUUGGGAGAAGAAUCACUUAAAAGUCGUGGACUGAAUUUUGAUGAAUAUCUUUAUUGGAUAUCACUUGGUGCCUUAUUUGGAUUCUUUAUACUUUUCAACGUUGGAUUCAUAUUGUCUUUGAGUUUCUUAAAGUCUCCUGGAUCGUCAUCUGGUGCAAUUAUUUCACAAGAAAAGCUUUCCCAACUUCGAAGAAGUGAAAGUUCCAACAAUGGUGCUCAUGAGAAAGAACAUUCUAAAGUUCAGACACCUAAAACAAACAUUCAAACUGAUAAAAGCAUGGUCUUACCAUUUACUCCAUUGACAGUAGUGUUUCAGGAUGUGCAAUAUUAUGUUGACACCCCAUUGGAAAUGAGGGAACGAGGAUUUACUGAGAAGAAACUCCAACUACUAGCUGAUAUUACAGGUUCGUUUAAGCCUGGAGUUCUCACUGCAUUGAUGGGAGUCAGUGGGGCAGGGAAAACUACUUUGCUUGAUGUUCUAGCUGGAAGAAAAACCACUGGUUACAUAGAAGGGGAUAUUCGAAUUGGUGGGUAUCCUAAAGUUCAAGAGACAUUUGCCAGGAUUUCAGGAUACUGUGAGCAGACUGACAUACAUUCACCACAAAUCACUGUAGAAGAAUCUGUCAUUUUUUCAGCUUGGCUGCGUCUAGAUUCUAAGAUUGAUGCUAAAGCUAAAGCUGACUUUGUGAAUGAAGUUCUUGAGACAAUUGAACUUGAUGGAAUAAAGGAUGCCUUAGUAGGAAUACCUGGUGUUAGUGGUCUUUCGAAUGAGCAGCGCAAGCGGCUUACAAUAGCUGUGGAGCUUGUCUCCAACCCAUCCAUAAUCUUUAUGGAUGAACCUACAACUGGUUUGGAUGCAAGAUCAGCUGCAAUAGUCAUGCGAGCAGUAAAGAAUGUUGCGGAUACUGGAAGAACAAUUGUCUGCACUAUCCAUCAACCUAGUAUUGACAUAUUUGAAUCAUUUGAUGAACUAAUCCUUCUAAAAUCUGGUGGACGCGUAAUAUACUGUGGACCAGUUGGCAAGCAUUCAAAAAGAGUAAUAGAAUAUUUUGAGGGUAUUCCUAAAGUUGCAAAUAUUAGGAAUAAUUAUAAUCCAGCAACAUGGAUGUUAGAAGUCACUUCUACGUCUGCAGAAGCCGAACUUGGUGUAGAUUUUGCUCAAAUUUAUAGAGAAUCUUCUAUAUACGAGAACAAUAGAGAUCUUGUAAAGCAAUUAAGCACUCCACAACCUGGUUCAAGUGAUCUUCACUUCCCUACUCGUUUUUCACAAAAUGCAUGGGGCCAAUUCAAAUCUUGCCUAUGGAAACUAAACUUGUCUUAUUGGAGGAGUCCUGAAUACAACUUGUUGCGUAUCAUGCAUACCUUUGUAUCAGCUCUUUUCUUUGGGGCACUGUUUUGGAACCAAGGAAAAGAAAUAUCAAACCAGCAGAACUUGUUCAAUGUAUUUGGUUCGAUGUACACUUCUGUGAUCUUCUUAGGCAUUAAUAACUGCACAACUGUCUUACAACAUGUGGCAACAGAGAGAACUGUUAUGUAUCGGGAACAAUUCGCAGGAAUGUACUCAUCAUGGGCUUAUUCACUUGCUCAGGUGGUUGUUGAAAUCCCAUAUCUUUUCACCGAGGCAGUGAUUUUUCUGAUAGUUACAUAUCCAAUGAUUGGGUAUUAUGUGACAGCAUAUAAGAUUUUCUGGUAUUUCUAUGGAAUUUUCUGUACAUUGUUGUACUUCAACUACCUUGGAAUGAUGCUAGUUUCUUUGACACCCAACUUCAACAUUGCUGCCAUUCUAGCUUCAGUUUUCUACACAUUGUUCAAUCUAUUUGCAGGUUUUCUUAUUCCUAAAAAGCAUAUUCCAAAGUGGUGGAUUUGGUUGUACUAUCUAAUGCCAACAUCAUGGUCACUAAAUGGUCUAUUAACUUCACAAUAUGGAGACAUAGACAAGGAAAUUGAAAUCUAUGGGGAAGUGAAAACAGUGGCUGCCUUCAUAAAAGAUUACUUCGGCUUUCACCAUGACCAACUACCUCUUGUGGCAGUUGUUCUCAUUGCCUUUCCCCUUCUGUAUUCAUCUCUCUUCACUUACUGUAUAGGACAAUUGAAUUACCAGAGAAGAUAAUUAGAGUGAGAGAUUAGAUUAUUUCUGAACACGUAAAUGUACAUAUUUUAGUAUUAAUUUUUAAUUCUUAUUGUUGUAAAACUUUUUUUUUUUGCGCUACAGUUCCUUCUCUGUUUUUGUCCUUUUUUUGGGGGGUGUUAUACAUGUUUGCAUAAUGUUGAGAGAGACUCUUACUAUGAUAUUUAUCUAUAGUUAAAUAACAUGUAGUGAUAAACAUAUUUAACUCAA
Humulus lupulus (European hop) is the source of this 4658-nucleotide messenger RNA. RefSeq names its product pleiotropic drug resistance protein 3-like. The record is from RefSeq and is a predicted model, not a curated record. The transcript has 23 exons. Bases 51 to 4430 code for a protein of 1459 amino acids. Gene Ontology annotation, cellular component: membrane. Gene Ontology annotation, molecular function: ATP hydrolysis activity; ABC-type transporter activity; ATP binding. NCBI's taxonomy places the organism in Eukaryota, Viridiplantae, Streptophyta, Magnoliopsida, Rosales, Cannabaceae.